Messenger RNA from Dalotia coriaria, 920 nucleotides. It is a transcript of the gene EMC10, whose product is annotated as ER membrane protein complex subunit 10. NCBI's taxonomy places the organism in Eukaryota, Metazoa, Arthropoda, Insecta, Coleoptera, Staphylinidae. Gene Ontology annotation, cellular component: EMC complex. Bases 126 to 812 code for a protein of 228 amino acids. The transcript has 5 exons. The record is from RefSeq and is a predicted model, not a curated record.
GCUGACUUCAUCUGACAGUCUUCAGCAGUGACUAUAACCUCUAAUUUUGAUUAAAGUCACUUAAUAAAUUGACAAACGUUAAUAAUAUUAAAUUCUUACGAUUUCUAAAUUAAAAACCAAAGAAAAUGCAGCGUAGUCAAUGCUUUUACCUCCUAAUAACAAUAUUACUACCUUUACUAGCCAGUGCUAACAUUGAAUAUGAUGGAAUAGUACAAAUUAAACUUGAGCAUGGCUUGGAUGGAACAGCCAACCCGAAAUUUACCGAACGUGGAAACAUCAGUAUUCCGAGUUUAAGACUUGGAACUUCAAUGGUGCAUCAGAAAAUUUCUGAUGAAGACAGAGUUAAAAUUCGUGCUUUGGGCUUAGCUAACAAGUAUUAUCAAUUGAGAGCUACAGUAAUCAAUGGAAAUGAUGAACAAGUGUAUAUUUCACUUGUUAAAGCUUGUAUGUUAAUUGAAGCAGAACUCAAUGAUAUAAUCACUGUUACUUUGGAUUAUACUGGAAAAGUGAUUACUGUUACACAGUCAAUUGCAUCUACUUCUACCUGCCAGGGAAGUUCAAAUGCUUUAAGCAAAUUGAAAGAGUUUAUGACUGAUGUUUAUGUGCGACAUACGCAUAGCGGACCAGCACCGGAUACCGCGUCUUAUAUCCAAAAAAUCGAGCGUGAACGUGAGGCACGUGAAAAGGGAGACGUCAAGGAUAAUAAAUCAUUCCUGGCGAAAUAUUGGAUGUACAUCGUGCCAGUGGUGCUCGUCAUGGCGUUAUCUUCAGCCGUUAACCCGGAGGCGGGGGCUGGUGGUGGUCAAAGAUAAAUAAGUAAGAUAUUAUAUUAUACUAGUCGAUUUUUCACCGUACGUCUAUAGUUAACUGACUAUAUUUAAAUAUUGCGCUAAGUAAUAAGUAAUACACGGUACAAAUUA